Gymnogyps californianus (California condor) is the source of this 702-nucleotide messenger RNA. It is a transcript of the gene ARL10, whose product is annotated as ADP ribosylation factor like GTPase 10. NCBI's taxonomy places the organism in Eukaryota, Metazoa, Chordata, Aves, Accipitriformes, Cathartidae. Gene Ontology annotation, molecular function: GTP binding; GTPase activity. The transcript is spliced from 4 exons. The record is from RefSeq and is a predicted model, not a curated record. Bases 1 to 702 code for a protein of 233 amino acids.
AUGGCUCCGCCUGGCGCCCUCCGGGACCUGACGCUGGCCCUGGGGGCCGCCGUGGCCGCCCUCGGCUCCCUCCUCUUCAUCGCCUGGAAGAUCUACUUCCGCGGCACCGGCACCGGCACCGACUGGAGCGGCUGGUGGGAGCGGGAGCUGCGGGAGCUGCGGGACCGAGCCCCCCCCGGCGACGCGCUGGACUGGCGGCAGGUGCUGGUGCUGGGGCUGGACGGGGCAGGGAAGAGCAGCGUCCUGCACUACAUCUGCAGCCAGACGGCCAGGGAGCGCAUCGCACCCACCCACGGCUUCAACUCUGCCCAGCUCUAUGUCGAGGGGCUGGAGAUGGACCUGCUGGAGGUGGGGGGCAGCCAGAACCUGCGAGCGUACUGGCCCCACUACCUGAGCCAGGCCCACGUGCUGGUGUUUGUGGUGGACUCAGUGGACAGGUCGCGCCUGCUGACGGCACGCCAGGAGCUGCACGCGCUGCUGGCUGCGGAGCCCCGGCUGCCCCUGGUCGUGUUGGCCAACAAGCAGGACAAGAGCGAUGCCCUGAGCGCGGCAGAGCUGCGGGAGGAGCUGGCCCUGCACACGCUCAGCGGGCAGCGGGAGCUCUUCCUCCUGCCCACCAGCGCGACCUGGGCCAGCCUGAGCACCGCCACCAGUGUCCUCCACGUGAAGAGCCUGCUGGUCACCCUGCUCUCCCAGCCCUGA